Molecule: messenger RNA, 1182 nt
Organism: Coprinopsis cinerea okayama7#130
Lineage: Eukaryota; Fungi; Basidiomycota; Agaricomycetes; Agaricales; Psathyrellaceae
Exons: 5
Coding region: 1-1182 (393 amino acids)
Biological process (GO): peptidyl-arginine methylation
Cellular component (GO): cytoplasm; nucleus
Molecular function (GO): protein arginine N5-methyltransferase activity; protein binding
Source: RefSeq, a predicted model, not a curated record
AUGACCACCGAAACUCAGGCGAGUCCAGAGAUCAUCGAAGUUGACAUCGAUGCAGAGGACUCUGCUACAAUCUUUGGCGAACAUCUCGUCAACAGCAUCCUCGAACAUGAACCUCUGGAUACUAUAAAACAAAUUCUAGAGUCGGGUGCUCCAGUCUGGUACUCCAGCCAAGCCGAGGGGACUUCUGCUCUCCAUGCCGCUGCCUACACUCGAAACCCUGAACUCGCUCGUAUCCUGAUUGAAAAAGGCGCGAUUUGGAACGCUGUCGAUCAUCUGGGAAUCACAGCGGGAGAAAUUGCCCUCUCGCAAAACGAUACAGAAACCUAUACCAUCAUCCGCGAUGCUGGAAUUCGCGCAGAACUCCUCCUCAACCUUCUUUCUUCAAAAGCCCUGAAAGCGGGCAAAACCACCGACGCCAACCAACUCGAAGCAGAUAACUUGCUCUUGCGUGAGGAAGAUUUGACGGCGGCAGGCUCGACGGAGACGUUCUUGUCUUCCAAGUUGACGUAUUCGGUGGACAAGUAUGGGCAGAAGGUGUGUACUGUGCAGGCUGGGGAUGAUGAGGUCGGUGUUAUGAUGGGCUGGGAGAAGGGGAUUAUGGAGGAGACUGUGAAGAAGUUGUGUGAUGGGCACCCGAAUUCCAAGGAAUUAAGGGUAUUGAAUGUGGGAUUUGGAUUGGGGAUUAUCGACGAGCUCUUUCAAUCGCUACCUACACGUCCAGAGCACCACGUUAUCAUCGAGCCUCACCCUGACGUGCUGAAGCAUAUGAAAGAGACAGGGUGGUAUGAAAAACCAGGUGUCAAGAUCCUGGAGGGCAAAUGGCAGGACUAUAUCGAAAGCGAGGAGUUGCUGGCUUUUGGAGGGUUCGACGUCGUUUACACGGAUACCUUCUCGGAGGACUACGCCACUCUUAGACUGUUCUUUGAACACCUCCCUAAUAUCCUCGCGGGACCUGAAUCGAGGUUUAGUUUCUUCCACGGGUUGGGAGCGACGAAUGCUUUGUUCUACGACGUGUAUACACAUAUAUCGGAGAUGCAUUUGUUGGAGGUGGGGUUGAAGGUAGAGUGGUCGGAUGUGGAUGUGGUAGGCGACGAGGAGGAAGAUCGGUGGGGUGAGAGUCGCGAAUAUUUCAAGGUACCUUUGUACCGAUUGCCCGUUGCUUCUAUGGCGCCUGUAUCAUAA